Molecule: messenger RNA, 717 nt
Organism: Panicum virgatum (switchgrass)
Lineage: Eukaryota; Viridiplantae; Streptophyta; Magnoliopsida; Poales; Poaceae
Exons: 5
Coding region: 16-456 (146 amino acids)
Biological process (GO): DNA replication; DNA repair; DNA recombination
Cellular component (GO): nucleus
Molecular function (GO): DNA binding
Source: RefSeq, a predicted model, not a curated record
UCAAAUGCUCAUGAUAUGGAAUUUCCAAAGUACACAUUCUCAUUGACUCCAAUUGAAAUAUUGCCACAAUUUGCUAAAAAUAAAGAACGAUUCCUAGAUGUACUUGGAAAAAUCACCGCUGUCUCAAAUCCUGCAGUAGUGCGUAACACUGCAAGAGACCUCAUGAUGACAAGAAUAAUAAAGCUGCAGGACCUAAGCUUACCGGUGGACGCAACAGCUGUUGAAAAAAUUGAUUUACCAAAUGAAGAUCAGACUCAUGUAGCUUUUGAAGAAAAGAAUCUGUUACAGCUGAACGACAUAGAUCCUUUUACUCAAAAGGGUGAACGAUAUCAAUGCACUGUAACGAUCAUAGGAAUACUAGAUAAACAACAUUGGUGCUAUCGUGCUUGUCGCACAUGCUCAUCAAAAAUGAUUUCAACAUCUGAUGGAUUCCAGUGUACAAAGGAUGGAGGCUGACCUUCAAAACAAUUUGAAUGGAAGUACAAAAUACCAUUUAUAGUUGCAGACAACACAUUUAGUCUUGAGUUUAUGAUGUUCGAAAGAAGAGCUACUGAACUUAUUGGUAAGAGUACUGAAACAUUAAGGAAAUACAAUGAUCCAGAUAUAAUUCCAAGCGACAUUUCACAAUGGAUUGGCCACAAGUUCACAUUUGUCGUAAGGAUUCUACAUAAAAAGAGUAUGAGGACUGAACAUCCAUCAUUUGAGGUCCUGUUGAUA